AACACCCCACUCUUCCACUACUCUUGUUUCGCAUCCGUUGUUGCUGUACAUCUCUAAAUUUUUUUAAAGAAAACCGCAAAUCCGCCGAAAAAACAGUCGCCGUUGUGUGAAAAUCAUAUCAUUGAACGCAAUCGAAAUGAGUUCGGAAAGUGAGAGUGUUUCUCCUUCUCUAAACAGCAUCGAGAAGUGUUCCCUGGUGCUGGUGGACGUUGCCGGCACAACGACUUCCAUCAGCUUCGUUAAGGAUACACUGUUCCCGUUUGUUACUAACAACGCUGAGAAAUUCCUUACUAGUAAAUGGGAUGAAGAACCCAUUAAAGAUUGCGUUAAGCUUAUUAAGGAGGAAGGGGCUGAUUUAGACUUGGCUUCCGCUAUUGAAAAAGUUAAAACUUUGACUGAACAAGACAGUGGCAACAAGGGGCUCAAGACUUUGCAGGGAUUGAUGUACAAAGAAGGCUAUGAAAAAGGGGAUCUUAAAGCACACAUUUUCGAUGACGUCCCCGAAGCCUUCGAGUCCUGGGCCAAAACCCGCCGUGUUGCCAUCUUCUCCACAGGAAGCGUCGACUCCCAGAAGCUCCUCUUCACGCACACCACCCAAGGAGACAUGUCCGCGCACAUCCACAAAUAUUUUGACCAAGCCGUUGGUUCCAAGACUGAAGCCGAAAGUUACAAGUCUGUCGCUAAAGAGGUUGAAGUUGCACCUGAAGAGAUUGUUUUUAUUACAGAUGAUAUUAAAGAAGCCACAGCUGCUAAGACUGGGGGCAUUACCGCUGUCUUGAUCAAAAGAGAGGGAAAUGCAGACUUACCAGAAGAUGCGGCCAAGGAGUUUAUGGUGAUUAGUUCCUUUAAAGAAUUAGGGUUAGAGAAGGCGGCGAAGAGGAAGAUCGAAGAGGACGCGGCGGCUGAGGAGGCUCCUCCCUCCAAAGUCCCCAAAACCGAAAUUCCCCAAGAAAAAGAGCCCCAAAAGACUGAAGAAAAAGUAGAAGAAGAGAAAACGGAGUCGAUGGAGGUCGAUCCACCCGCUGAGAAAGAAUCUGAAGAACCUAAAGAGACUGAAAAAGCAACUGAAAGUGAGGCCAAGCCACAAGAGACUGAAAAAGUGAAAGAAGCCGAACCGGAAAAGACUGAAAACGAGACAAAAGUGGAAGUCGGCGACACCGAAAUGAAAGAAAUAACUGAAGACAGCAAAAUGGAGACUGCCGCAGAACCCGAAGCGGAGAAAGUUGAAGAGAAACCUGACGUAACAGAAGCAAAAGAAAAUAAGGACGAGAAACAAGUCGCAGAGACGUCAGGGCCUCCAACAGAAAUACCGAAAGCGCAGGAGACGCCUACAAAAAAGGACGUCACUGAAAAGGAACCUGAAAAAAUGCAAACCGAGGAGAAGGCAAAAGUCGAAGAAACGAAAGUAGAAGAAGCGGCGAUGGAGGAAAAAACUGACAAAGUUGAGGAAACUCCAGCCGAACAAGCCGUACAAAAGACAGAACCUGCCGAGGAAACACCGAAAACGGACGUAGUAGAAGACACGCCGAAAACCGAAGCAGCGGAAGAAACAAAGAAAGAAGAAACACAAAAAGAAACAGUAGCUGAAACACAAAAAACAGAAACGGAAGAAACGCAAAAAACAGACAAAGUAGAAGAAACACAAAAAACUGAAGCAGUAGAAGAAUCACAAAAAACUGAGCCAGUGGAGGAAACCCAAAAACCAGCAGCAGUGGAAACUACAAAAGAAGAAACGGCAACGGAGAAACCCGAAGCGAACAAAACACCGGCCGAAGAAACAAAAGUAGUUGAAGAAUCUGCAACAGGAGAUUCGGAAACGAAAGAGGAGACAUCGACGUCCGAAGAAAAGCCCGUCGAGAACGGCGAGGAGAAAUCGUCGACAGAAACUCCGACCAAGAGCGAAGAAAAAGAAAAUAAAAGUGUGUUAGCGAAUGGGGUGGAGAACGGUAAGGAAGAAACUGUUGAAAAUAACGCUGCUCAGAGUUCUCAUGUACAGAUCGAUGAGGACAAAAGCGACGAAACCGAAGUCAAAGUAAAAAAACUAGAAGAAAGUUCUGAAAGUAAAACUGUAAGUGUGGAGGUCUAAAUGGAAUUUUUAUUUGUUCCAUAUUUAUACAAGCUAAAUGUAAUGUACUAUUGUAGUGUUCAAUUUUCUUUCCUUCUCUUUUAUUUAUUAUCGUUUCUUGAUAUCACAUCUGAACAAUGUAUUUGUGUGAUUCUAUUUCUGAUUUCGAUUUUCCAAAGUGCCAAAAUUUUUAUCUAACUCAAGACUGGUCCCAAAGACUGUUUUUAUAUCUCACUUUUGUGAUACUCGUUUGUUUUUGAAGACUUUGAACAGUAUUAAAUUCACAUCACUCAUUCUUUUUAAUGUGGAAAUUGUGUUUUGUCCCCUUUUUAAUUAGUUAUGUAGGGCUUUUUUUAUUACAUUCCUAUUCGUGUAUUGGUGCAUUUAAUUUUUUUAAUUAAUGUAAGCGUUCUACUUAAGUUUGUAUAAUACUCGCUUCCAGUGUUUUGAUUUUGUUCCUUUCGAUCCUAUGGCUCAUAAAAUUGUGAUAUUAACGAAAUUAAAUUUUGGGAUACUACGUCCGUUCUAUAUUUCCUUCCGGUGAGUGUUCUUAGUUAAGCAAUAGUGAUGGUGUACAGGCCUAACAUGUAUGGCUACAGUUUCAUUGUAUACGUUGUUUAGCACCCCAAUAAAAUUUUUGUAGUGUUCUAGAA
Zophobas morio is the source of this 2718-nucleotide messenger RNA. Its product is annotated as enolase-phosphatase E1-like. The transcript is spliced from 5 exons. The record is from RefSeq and is a predicted model, not a curated record. The coding region runs from base 137 to 2086 and encodes 649 amino acids. Lineage: Eukaryota; Metazoa; Arthropoda; Insecta; Coleoptera; Tenebrionidae. Gene Ontology annotation, molecular function: acireductone synthase activity; magnesium ion binding.